CCUGACUUUGUUUUGUACCCUGUGUGGGAUGCGGGGGGCUCAGAUGACAUGCUCCGUCGAGGAAGCGGACAGGACACUGACCGACUCCGGGUGAUCUGCCCCUCCAGCCAGCACAGUCCAUCCACAAUCAGCGGCUUUGGGUGGAAAACUGAGUUGAGGAUGAGGUCCAUGUUUCUGAUCGGCAAGCAGUGAGGAGGAGAUGGAGUUUGUUUCCAGCGUGGCUCUGCUCCUUAGAGCAGGACUGCUGCUGCUGCUGGUAGCUCAUGUUCGUCCUUCAGUGUCUGGAUGUGAUGGACAACUCUACGAGGCCAGGAUCAACAAUUUAUGCUCGAAGAAGUUCCAUUUGGAUAUGGGAAGAUUGGAUUCAGACUUGUGGUGCAGCUGGCCAGAAACUAUAGAGAUUUAUGAGGAGCUGACUAACUGCACCUACCAGGUGGCCCUGAAGAUGGCCUGCUUUUGGCCCAACCGGGUGGUGGACAGCUUCUUCAUGCAGAUUCACCGCAGUUACUUUCACCACUGCGCCUUGACUGGCCGGCUCCUGCAUGAACCACCCAUCGGCAUCCUCGUGCCCUUUAUCGGAGUGUCUGUGCUGAUCACCCUCCUCAUGACUGCAGUAGUUGUGUGGAGGAGCAAACGCACACAGGGGAUGCUUUAGAGAAGAUGAAAAUGUGUUGUUCUCAGGAUUUGGAAGUGGCCUCAUAACAUCAAGUAAGCCACAGUCAAAGAGAACUUCAUGUACUGUGAGAAGCAGUUGCAUAUCACACCUUCACUAACAUGUAAAUUUAUUUGGUGUUGAAUCUAAGCCACAUCUGCUUUAACAGCUGAGAGGAGGUGAAAGUAGAAGCAUGACUUAGUCUCUGUAGCAAAUGAUUAGAGCAAAAUUAAGAUAUGUGUGUACAUUAUAAAAUAUGUAUUUAUAUUCUUAAAACUCUUUUUAUGUUUAUGCCAUGGGAAAAAGUGUUGAUGCAACACAAAAUGUUAGAAUUAGCUUCUGAUUUUGUGUUUGUAUUUCGGUCCAGGAAGAAAUCCAAAAAAGGAUAAUGUAAUAAUGUGUGACACUUUGCUCAACUGUGCUGCCAAAUGCACUUUUUCACUUUUGUCACCAACCGUCACCAUACUGUGUCUGGAUUGUUGGGUGGAGUUACUCUUGAAGGACAUUUCUAUUAGGUUUAUAGGCAGAGUUGAUGAGUAAGUCCACUACCCUGGUUGAUAAGCACCCCAGCCUAUUGUGUCAUAUUUACUGUUGGUGUACUCACCUUUUCUUCCCCAGACAAAUGAUUUCCAGGUGCCCCAGACAGUCAGAAGGUGGAAUAUCUCUAAACAAACAUGUUUAUGGUAGUCUCUUAUUUCAAGUUUUUCUUCUCUUUCUUUUCUUCGUUAAUGCAGUAUAGUGUUACAUGAGACUGGUUGAAGACCUCAGCUACAACGUUAUUUUUCCUUUUUACUGCUACUCAGUGUGAAACUCCUGGUUGUUUUGUAUGUAAUGUAACCGAUGAAGUGUUUCACUUCUAACAUUUCCAUGCUGCCAGGUGUACCCAUACGUGUUGACGAUGAGAACAUGAAAGUGAAGAGAAGACUUUUUUCAAUCGAAAUACAUUCAUGGUUUUCUCUGUGGUCUAUAUGAAAAAAGAAAUAAGUUUUGGUGUUGAAAUGCACUGUACUUGGUCUUGGACUAUUUCUCCAGUUAGGUGGUCUUGUCUAUAAUACUCUGUUAUUCUCUGUUAUUGUUUUCAAAUUGCUGUGAGUGCAAAUGUAUAUUAUCCACCUGAUGCCAUCAUUGCCAAGUUCUGCCCAGGUGGCUAAAAGAUUCCAUAUUGUCUCAAGAUGAUAUUGUCCUGGUGCUUACUGGAGGUUACCACUCUGGACGUUAUCAUUGUUAACACCAGAGGACAGUAAUCCUCUCCUUAUUUCUAGCAAUCAGUCAGCUGAUUAGAGUGAUGGAGUGACUUCAGCAGUACUCCCUCACAAGUUGAUUUGUUAUCACGGUAUGUGACAAUGCUGGAGUUUGUCAGUAUUGAAACAAAAACAAAGGACAUUGCAAAGUUUGUAUUCAUGUAUAAAUCUAACACUGGAUUAAACAAAAAUACAAAAGCCCUCA
Messenger RNA from Fundulus heteroclitus (mummichog), 2098 nucleotides. Its product is annotated as receptor activity-modifying protein 1. Gene Ontology annotation, cellular component: membrane; signaling receptor complex; cell surface. NCBI's taxonomy places the organism in Eukaryota, Metazoa, Chordata, Actinopteri, Cyprinodontiformes, Fundulidae. Bases 200 to 655 code for a protein of 151 amino acids. Gene Ontology annotation, molecular function: coreceptor activity. The transcript is spliced from 3 exons. The record is from RefSeq and is a predicted model, not a curated record. Gene Ontology annotation, biological process: regulation of G protein-coupled receptor signaling pathway; intracellular protein transport; calcium ion transport.